Vicugna pacos (alpaca) is the source of this 8807-nucleotide messenger RNA. The record is from RefSeq and is a predicted model, not a curated record. Lineage: Eukaryota; Metazoa; Chordata; Mammalia; Artiodactyla; Camelidae.
CGUCUCCGGACACGCCACGAAACGCGGGGGGAGCUCCUCGUCAGCCGGCAAGCUGAGGUCAAGGGUCAGCGCCGGCUUUAAAGAGCCGCGCGGGCGCUGCGCGCCGGGUACCACCUGCGGCUUCCCGGCCGCCUCCCGGCUCCGCGCUCCUCCCCGGCCGGCCGUGCGCGGGCACUGCGCCCCGGCGCUCCCGCAGCCCUCGGGCAGCUGGGGGCUCUGCGGGGUUCUCAGUGGCCCCAGGACCCCAGGAAAGCUCGAGUAAAAGCAAGAGAACUUCACUAACAAGAUGAAGACCCUGCUAAUUAUAUUUGUCCUAAUAAACCUUUGGACUGAAACACUGACAGAUCAGAGCCCAGGGCCAGGCCCUGAGUACGCCGACGUGGUGUUCCUGGUGGACAGCUCCGACCACCUGGGAGUGAAGUCCUUCCCAUUCCUGAAGACGUUCAUCAGCAAGAUGGUCAGCAGCCUCCCCAUAGAGGCGGACAAGUACCGCGUGGGGCUGGCCCAGUACAGCGACGAGCUCUACGCCGAGUUCCAGCUCAGCGCCUUCAGGAGCCGGGGCCCCAUGCUCAACCACCUCAGGAAGAACUUCGGGUUCCUGGGCGGCUCCCCGCGCCUGGGAAACGCCCUCCGGGAGGCGCACAGGACCUACUUCUCAAACGGAAGGGACAGGAAGCAGUUUCCCCCGAUCCUGGUGGUCCUGGCUUCGGCCGAGUCCGAGGAUGCCGUGGAAGAGGCCGCCGAGGCCCUGCGCAAAGACGGGGUGCGGAUCGUCUCCGUGGGGACGCAGAGUGUGUCCGAGGAGACCCUGAAGGCCAUGGCCACGGCCCAGUUCCACUACCGCCUCCGCACGGUCCGAGACCUCAGCCAGUUUUCCCAGAACAUGACGCAGAUCCUCAAGGAAGCGACUCAGUACACGGAGGGAGCAGCCCACGCUGAAAGCGCAGUUCCCUCUCCCAGGAUGUGUCAGAAAGAUUCCCUUGCUGACCUCAUGUUCCUGGUAGAUGAGUCUCUUGAGACCAGAGAAGAUCUCCAGAACCUGCAGAGCUUCCUGAGGCACAUCUCCUCCUCCAUGGAUGUGAAAGAAAACUGCCUGCGGCUUGGCCUGAUGAGUUACAGUGACAGAGCCCAGACGAUUUCUCUUCUGAAAUCAAGCACAACCCAAUUGGAAUUUCAGAAGCAAAUCGAGAAGCUGUCUCUGCGGGCUGGAAAAUCCAACGCAGGGGUUGCCCUUGAGAAGCUGAGGGCAGAAGGCUUCUCAGCCUCAAAUGGUAGCAGGAGGGCACAGGGAGUGCCUCAGAUUGCAGUCCUGGUCACUCACAGACCAUCCGAUGACCAGGUGCGCGAGGCCGCCCUGACUCUCCGACUGGAGGACACAACUGUGUUUGCCACGGGCAUCCAAGGAGCUAACAAGACCCAAUUAGAAGAAAUAGUGUCUUACCCUCCGGGACAGAUGCUCUCCAUGCUGAAGUCCUACGCAGACUUGGAAACUUACAGUAAGAACUUCCUGAAAAAGCUCCAGAAUGAAAUAUGGUCCCAAAUUUCAACUACUUCUGAACAAGUGGAACUUGAUAAAACUGGCUGUGUGGAUACGAAAGAGGCCGAUCUCUAUUUCCUCAUCGACGGCUCCGGCAGCAUUGAGGACAAACACUUUGAGCAAAUCAAGGCAUUUAUGACGGCAGUGAUAGAUAUGUUUAGCAUCGGCCCAGGCAAAGUCCAAGUUGGCACUGUGCAGUUUUCAGACACGACGGAAGUGGAAUUUAAUAUCAGUGACUAUUCUAAUGAUGUGAAAUUAAAGCAGGCUAUUUCUAACAUCAAGCAACUCAAAGGUGGCACUUUGACUGGGGCAGCACUGGACCUCAUGCUGCAAGUGAUCAGGGAGGACAGGAGACACAGGACCACCAAGGUCCCCUGUUACCUCAUUGUGUUGACUGACGGGAUGUCAAUGGAUGGCGUUGUGGAACCUGCUGAGAGACUACGGGCUGAACACAUCACCAUUCAUGCAGUCGGCAUCGGGGAGGCCAACAAGAUAGAACUACUGCAAAUCGCUGGGCAAGAGGAGAGGGUUAGUUUUGGGCAGAACUUUGAUUCUUUAAAGAGCAUAAAAGACGAGGUUGUUCGCAGCGUCUGCAGUGAGAAAGGAUGUGAAGACAUGAAGGCUGACAUCAUAUUUCUGGUGGAUAGUUCUAGGAGUAUAGGACCUGAAAAUUUUGCAAAAAUGAAAACCUUCAUGAAAAACCUAUUAGCUAAGAUUCAGGUUGGUCCAGACAAAGUCCGGAUUGGUGUCAUCCAGUUCAGUGACUAUAAUAAGGAAGAAUUCCAGCUUGACAAAUACUUCACACAAGGAGAAAUUUCUGACGCCAUAGACAGCAUGUCUCACAUCGACCAGAACACUUUGACUGGAAGUGCACUAACCUUCGUAGCUGAAUACUUCACCGAGCCCAGGGGGGGCCGUCCCACAGUCAGAAAGUUCCUCAUCCUCAUCACAGAUGGAGAAGCCCAAGAUGAAGUCAGAGACCCCGCGAGAGCUCUUCGGGACAAAGGUGUGACCAUCUUCUCCGUGGGGGUAUACGGGGCCGUUAGGUCUCAGCUGGAGGAGAUCAGUGGGGACAGCAGCCUGGUCUUUCACGUUGAGAACUUCGAUGAUCUAAAGGCGAUAGAGAAAAAGCUUGUCUUCCGUGUGUGUGCUCUUCACGAUUGUAAAAGGAUUAAGCUGUUAGACAUCGUGUUUGUGCUGGACCACUCAGGCAGCAUCAGCCACCAAGACCAAGAAAGCAUGAUGAACCUCACCAUCCACCUGGUGAAGAAAUCAGAUGUGGGCCCGGACCGAGUUCAGUUUGGAGUGCUCACGUACUCUGACCAGCCCAAGGUUCUCUUCUACCUCAACACGUACUCGAACAGGUCUGCAGUUGUUGAGCAUCUGAGGAGGCGCCGGGACACCGGCAAGAGCACCUACACCGCCCGGGCCCUGGAGCACGCCGGCAGCCUGUUCACAGAGGAGCAUGGCAGCCGCAUCAAGCAAAACGUGAAGCAGAUGCUGAUCAUCAUCACGGAUGGGGUGUCCCACGACCGAGACCUGCUCGGAGACGUGGCCUCGAAGCUGAGGCGCCAGGGCAUCGUCAUCUAUGCCGUGGGUGUAGGACAGGCCAACCAAGAGGAGCUCGAGAUGAUAGCAGGGGACAGAAAUUACACUGUCCAUGUGAGCGACUUCAACAAGCUGAAGGAUGUCUACCAGCCUCUGCAAGACAGCAUGUGCGCCAACACAGGAGAGGUCUGUCAAAUUCCAAAAGCCGACGUGAUCUUCUUUUGUGAUGGCUCGACCAGGGUGUCCAAUACAGAAUUUGUUACCAUGACAACUUUCUUGUCGGACUUAAUGGAUGAUUUUGACAGUCAGUCUCAAAGAAUGCAAAUUGGGAUGGCUCAGUUUGGGGUCCGCUACCAAGAAAUUAUUGAGUUGCAAAAUUCUCUGACUCCAGCCCAGCGGAAGGCUCAGAUUCAAACCAUCACCAAGAGUGGCGGGCAUCCGAGGAUGGACUUGGCCCUUAAACAAGUGGGUGUUAUGUUUGAGCCAUCUGCUGGGAGCAGAAGAAACGCUGGUGUCCCCCAAAUUUUGGUUGUCAUCACAUCUGGGGACCCCACCUACGAUGUGGCAGCUGCAGCGAAGACCCUGAGAGAAGACGGAAUUUGCAUUCUGGUUUUGGGCAUCAGAGAUGUUCAUAAGGAACAGCUACUGCCGAUAACGGGCAAUUCUCAAAAAAUCAUCACUUUUCAAGACUUUGAUAAGCUGAAGAAGGUGGACGUGAAGAAAAGAAUGGUCCGUGAAAUCUGCCAGAGUUGCGGGAAAACCAACUGCUUUCUGGACGUCGUGGUCGGCUUCGACAUUUCCACACACCUACUGGGGCAGCCGCUGUUCCACGGCCACCCCCGGCUGGAAUCCUACCUCCCAGGCCUUUUAGAGGACAUCUCCUCCAUCGGGGGAGUGAGCUGUGGGGCAGGUGCAGAGGUGCAGGUAAGCAUGGCCUUUAAGGUGAACAGUGAGAAGAGUUUCCCUACCAAGUUCCAAAUCUACCAGAAAACAAUAUGGGAAAACCUCCUGCAAGAAACCGUCUCUGGGCCAACUCACCUGAACGCGCAGUUCCUGCAGUCCAUGUGGGACGUGUUUAAGGAUUCAUCUUCAUCCCGAGGACAGGUGCUACUCAUCUUUUCAGAUGGUCUUCGGGGUGAGAGCAAAGCAGUGCUUGAAGAUCAAUCGGACAGGCUCAGAGAAGCAGGACUUGAUGCUCUGCUGGUGGUCUCCCUAAACACAACUGCCCAUGAUGAGUUUUCCAGCUUUGAGUUUGGAAAAGGAUUUGAUUACAGGACUCCCCUGACCAUUGGCACGAGAGAGCUGGGCAAAAAGUUGUCGCAGUAUCUGGGUUUUCCGGGUCUGAAAGGCAGCAGAGGACACGGGGGAGAGGAUGGAGACCCUGGACCACGAGGAGACACCGGACCCCAGGGAAAUACAGGGAUCGCAGGGUGUCCAGGGGAGCUGGGUCAAAAGGGAGCCAGAGGACUUUCUGGAUAUAAGGGAGAACAUGGGGACGACGGGGUUGAUGGACUCAGCGGGGAAGAGGGCGUGCGUGGAUUUCCCGGCAAUAAGGGAGAAAAAGGGGACCGAGGAUCCCAGGGCAGCCCAGGUUCCAGAGGCACCCCUGGAGGAUAUGGGGAGAAGGGCUUCCCAGGGGAUCCUGGUAAUCCAGGACAGAACAAUAAUAUCAAAGGACAAAAGGGGUCCAAAGGAGAACAAGGAAGGCAGGGUAGAACCGGCCAGAAGGGGACACCAGGCAGCCCCAGUUCCCAAGGAAGCAGGGGACGAGAAGGCCAACGGGGGACCCAGGGUGCCCCGGGACAACCUGGGAACCCUGGACCUCAAGGCGCACUGGGACCCGAAGGAUUACAAGGUCCACAGGGGUUAAAUGGAAUUCCGGGCACGAAAGGCGAGAAGGGGAACCAGGGUCACAAAGGACCUCGGGGCGCCACUGGCCCGGUGGGAGAUAAAGGAAGUGAUGGAAGGCCUGGACCCUUGGGGAAGAAGGGAGAGCCGGGAAUUCCUGGAGACCCGGGGCCAGCAGGGCAAGCCGGACCUCGAGGAAAGCAGGGUGAUUACGGCAUCCCAGGCUACGGUCCUACGGGACAAAAAGGAAUAAAGGGCCCAAGAGGAUUCCCUGGCGAUAUGGGGCAAAAGGGUGAUGUUGGGGACCCUGGAAUUCCUGGGGGGCCCGGACCGAAAGGAUUUAGAGGAUUACCGCUCACUGUAGGUCUGAAAGGUGAAGAGGGUUCUCCAGGACGCCAGGGCCCACCUGGACAGAGAGGCGCUAAAGGCAUGGCUGGGCAGCCCGUGUAUUCUCAGUGUGAUCUGGUUCAAUUCCUGCGGGACCACAGCCCUUGUUGGAAAGAAAAGUGUCCCGUGUACCCAAUGGAGCUGGUAUUUGCCCUGGACCAGUCCUCUGACACCACAGAGCCGAGAUUCAAUGAAACGAGGAACACCAUCACUUCCAUCGUCAGUGACCUCCACAUCCGGGAAAGUAACUGCCCCGUGGGAGCAAGGGUGGCUGUGCUUUCCUACGACUCAGCCACCAGCUAUCUGAUCCGUCCGUCUGACUACCGUAACAAGAAGCACCUCCUUCAACUUCUUUCCCAGAUAAAAUACUCAAAGUCUAGAGAAGUCCGAGACAUCGGGAACGCGAUGAGGUCUGUGGCCCGGAAUGCCUUCAAGCGGACGUCCGCGGGAGCCAGUGUGCAGAGGGUUGCUGUGUUUUUUAGCAACGGACAAGCCGCCAGUAGGUCGUCCAUCAUCACGGCCACCAUGGAGUUCAGUGCCCUGGAGAUCAGCCCGGCAGUCGUUGCUUAUAAUGAGAGGAAUUUCCUUGAUGAGGCUUUUGAGUUUGAUGACACCGGGACCUUCCAGGUGCUCCCUGUGCCUCCAGAUGGGGAAUACGAACCAUUAGAGAGACUGCGGCGCUGUACCCUUUGCUAUGAUAAAUGUUUUCCGAGUGCUUGCAGCAGAGAGAUUUUCUUGCCCGAAGACUCAUACAUGGAUGUAGCCUUCCUCUUAGACAAUUCUCAGAAUAUGGCAAGAGAUGAGUUUAAGGGUGUGAAAACCUUGGUGAGCUCGAUGCUUGACAACUUCUUCAUUGCCUCAGACCCUGUCAUCUCAGACUCUGGUGAUAGAGUUGCUUUGUUGACCUGUUCUCCUUGGGAUAGGAGAAAGAAGGAUGUGGUAAAAACCGAGUUUGAGUUUACAACGUAUGACAGUCAAAUUCUAAUGAAGAGACACAUUCAGACUAACCUCCAGCAGGUACAUGGAGAAGCUACCAUUGGCCAGGCCCUGCUGUGGACCAUGGAGAAUCUCUUCGCAAGAACGCCCAACCUGAGAAAACACAGGAUCAUCUUUGUGAUCUCUACUGGAGAAAAUCGUGAGAGAAAGGAAUUCUUAAAGAAGACAGCUCUGCGGGCCAAGUGUCAGGGAUAUGUCAUAUUUGUGGUUUCCCUGGGGUCAACCCAUAGGGCGGACAUGGAGGAGCUAGCCAGCCACCCACUGGAUCACCAUCUGAUACAACUCGGGAGAGUUCAUAAACCGAAUCUGGAUUACAUCGUGAAGUUUUUAAAGCCAUUUAUGUACUCAGUUCGACGAGGAUUCAAUCAGUACCCACCAGCGAUGCUCGAGGACGCCUGCAGACUCCUCAGCUCAGAAGGAGAGGAGAUCGAAGACGUGCGUCUCCUGUUUUCUUCUGAGCAUCGUGAGGUUUCUUCAGGAGAAAACAGCUUCAUUGGUCAGGAAUUAAGUGCUGGAAGAGACUCAUCUUUUGUGUUGAGGGACAGUGGGAGUGACCAUUUGGUUCAUAUUCCAAGCCACAUGUUUAUGCCACCGAAAUUAAUGACUAAGUAUGAAAAAGAUCAGGAUUCUGGAGAAAUUGCAAGUCUCACUUUGGGACAUGAAAACCAUGGCAGAAAAGAAGAACCAGGUCUUGCUUAUGAACCUAGCGCUGCCUCUCUUCAAGAAUAUUACAUGGAUGUGGCCUUCCUCAUAGAUGCUUCCCAAAGAGUAGGAAAGGAUGAGUUUAAGGAAGUGAAAGCGUUUGUAACCUCGGUGCUUGAUUACUUCCACGUGGCCCCAGACCCACUGAUCUCCAUGCUGGGAGACAGGGUAGCAGUCCUGACCUACUCUCCUCCAGGCUACAUGCCCAACACUGAAGAAUGCCCCGUCUACCUGGAAUUCGAUUUGGUCACUUACAACAGUAGACACCAAAUGAAACGGCAUCUCCAAGACUCUCUCCAGCAGCUCAAUGGAGAUGCUUUUAUUGGCCAGGCCCUGCAGUGGACAGUGGACAAUGUUUUUGUAGGAACCCCCAACCUCAGGAAAAACAAAGUGAUCUUUGUCAUAUCUGCUGGUGAAACCAACCCUUUAGACAAGGAAGUUUUAAGAAAUGUGUCUCUCAGUGCCAAGUGUCAGGGCUACUCCAUAUUUGUGUUUUCCUUUGGUCCUGUGCACAACGACAGGGAGCUAGAAGAAUUAGCCAGCCACCCACUGGAUCAUCACUUGGUCCAGCUCGGCCGAUCCCACAAGCCAGAUUUGGACUAUAUCGUCAAAUUUGUCAAGCCGUUUGUUCACUCAAUCAGACGCGCCAUCAACGCAUAUCCCCCUGCAGAUCUGAGACCCCGGUGUGUUAACGUCACUGCUCCCCACCCAGAGGAUGAUGGCACAGAAAACACUGUGUUCCUCAUUCCUGAGGUGUAUGAAAUAGAGACGGAGCACGGGGAGCCUUUGGGUGAAUUCAGGUCCCAGCAGCAGCAGCAGCAGCUCUCUGAAUUAGGGGACAGUCGUAGGAACGGUUCUGGGACCAGCACUGAUCUGAUCCAGAGGUGGUACCUGCUUUUAUCUCCUGGGGAGCUGAUCAUGAAAGACAAGGACAAGGCACAUUCAGAAGAACUCACAGCUGCAGCAGACGACAGACAGCAAGAUAAAAAAGAUGCUGAGGACACAAGAUGAUCAGAGCAGGAAAGAAUGUAGCUCCACUGGCGUGUGCAAUUCCACGUGGCUCUCACCAGAAAGUUUAAAUCAUCGAUUAGAGGUAGAGUGGUAAGUGGCAGCAAUUUUUCAUGAAAACAGUUGGCUAAUAACAUGCCAAUUUGUUCUGUUUUGAAUUUGAAGGAAAGACUUUCCUGAGUGAGGACUUCAGUGAGCAGACCCAAGAAACUAGGAAUGAUUUUAUUUCCUCCAAGAAUUGGGACAAUGGACCGUGAAGGAUUAACUGAAUCAUUUCUUUGACAACUCUGUACCGGGCAUCAGUGGUGAUGAUGUAUCUGACUAAAGCAUAUAUUUGCCCUAAUUUUCAUCACAUCUGUAUCUCAAAUUGGACUCGAGUAGAAGGCACUCAGGUUCAGCAUCUCCUAAGAAUGUCUUCAGUCUAUUCAGAGAAAUAGAAAGCCACGCCCAUGUCUUAUUUCCAGUGUGACCCUAAUGGUGCAUUUAAAACCGAUUGCUCUGUAAACCCCCCGUCAGGCUACUAACAUUAUAGUCAAUGCCCGCUCUUCACAGGAUGUUUACAAAAGAAUGGAAUUUGUAAGAAAGGAAAAAGGAGACAAGGCUCAUUUUAUGCACUGCUGCUUUGUGCUGUGAUCGUCUGUUUUAGCAUGCUUUGCUUUGCGGGUGUUUGAUUUUGCUGCAACCGAAACAAAACGUAUGGAAAAGCAUGAACAUACGACCAGAACUGUUCCUGGGAAUUAGCAAGAGACGAGUUCUACAAUAAAGGCAAGCCUGAGCUGGG